AUGGAGACCAAAAGAUAUCACAGCUUGUUUGAGGGACCGGACGCCCAGUGUAGGUGGGUCCAAGGGCCUAAUGAGGCAGACUACUGUGAUGCAGCAAAGCGAGGAUUUCAGGCCAGGACUGGUGCUCUGAUGGACCCCGCAAAUGCCAGCCGCCCUUCUGUCCCAGAACUUGGUUUUAAAGAGGGCGGUAGGGACAAGAUGGACCAUUCUGUGCUCUGCCCCAGCCAGAAUCAGCAGUUUGUCUUUCCGAGCUUCAGCGGCUCUGCUGCAGGCACAAAACUGGAAAUGGACUCGAAGGAGCUCUCCAAAACGGUGGCGGAGUCCAUGGGAUUGUACAUGAAUGCAGCGAGGGAAGUUGACUAUGGUAUAGCCCAGCAGCCAUCCCAGACAGGCCACUGCAGCCCCAGUAGCCUCUGUCCGGCUGGCGGGCAACACCACGAAAACAACCUGGACCUGUCAACGAAGAGUCCAAAGCUGAAAUCCCCACCUUCAUCUUAUCAUGGUGCGCCCCAUCCGGCAAAUGUCCUGUCAGUGGAUUGUGCUUCUGGGGCCUUACCGGGCUCUGGUGCCCUGGCCGGAACGCUCAGCGGGAGUCCAGCAAACUCCAACAACUCGGCAGCCAGUCCGGCCAGUAACGCCAUGGUGUCGUCAACCACCAGCCCCACUUACUUUGGCAGCACCUGCCCCACUCUAAACAGCCCAAUCAGCCAGUCAGGAGCCACCCCAGGCCUUGCCGCCAUUCAUCCCCGAAACCCCACUGCCUGUAGCCCAGCUAACACAGCUAGCAUGGGGUCCCCCCACUCAAGCCCACCCAACAUUAUGCGAUCUCCGAUCUCCAGUCCUCAAAGCAUGAGCAGUGUGAAGUCACCACUCUCAUGCGGGGCUACCGUGAGGUCGUCUGUAUCCAGCCCAGCCGGCAACAACACUGCCAGCGGUAACAUGAGAGCAUCGCUUUCCAGUCCUGGGAGCGUUGGCGCCAUGGCUCUGUCGAGUCCUCGGAACUUGCCGGGUUUUCCCGUCUCCAGCCCUGCUGGUGGACUGGGGCUCGUGCAGAGUGACAUCCAUAGCCCAGUGGAGAGAGACCAAGACCUGAAAGGUUUUGAGUUCCCGAAGGUUGAGUGUGUCGAAGAAGAGCUAUACAAUGUUGGCCUGGACCAGAUGGACAUGGUGAAGUUCAUAAAGAAUGAGCCAGACACCAACUUCAGAAGCAUGUGUCUGGGUAGCAGUAAGGGGAGCACGACCAACUCCACGUUCCCCAUACAGGUUAAAACCGAGCCAAACAAAGAGAUGACGUGUUUGAAUCCUCAUUACCACAACCAGGAGUCGUCUUUAAACCUUUAUUCUACAACAGAGACCACUUACUUAUCCUUGAGAGACAAUAUGGAUGAAUAUAGUCUUUCUGGAAUAUUAGGACCUCCCAUCUCUUCGCUGAAUGGCAACUAUGAGCCUGGUGUUUUUCCAAAUAGUGUGUUGCCGAAAGGGAUUAAGCAGGAGUGUAACGAUGGCAGCUACUACCAAGACAGCAAUACCAUUCAGACGCCGGCUGUUGUUGGAGUUAAUUCGGGUGGACAUUCAUUUCAUUACCAGAUCGGAGCACAAGGAACAAUGUCUUUUUCACGGCAUGACAUCAGGGACCAGACAAACCCCUUGCUAAAUUUAAUUUCCCCCGUAACGGCGUUAAUGGAGACCUGGAAGGCCCGACGUGGCCUGUCACAGAACUCUCUGUCCUCCAGAGGAGAAGGUUACCCUGGCCAGGGGUGCAUCGCGGAAAACAUGUCGAGCUCAUCGUUAAGACACUCAUCCUUGGGCUCCUCUACGGCCAAAGUGUGCUUGGUGUGCGGAGACGAGGCCUCAGGAUGUCACUACGGUGUCGUCACGUGCGGCAGCUGCAAGGUCUUCUUCAAGAGAGCCGUGGAAGGUCAGCACAACUACCUGUGCGCUGGAAGAAAUGACUGCAUCAUCGACAAGAUCCGGAGGAAAAAUUGCCCGGCGUGCAGAGUACGCAAGUGUCUUCAGGCCGGGAUGAAUUUAGGAGCGAGGAAGUCCAAGAAGCUGGGGAAGAUGAAGGGCGUGAGCGAGGAACCACUGCCCUCACUGCAAAGUCCCAAGGAGGGCCAGAAAGAGGUCGGCCACGGCGGAGCUCUGGUGCCACAUACCCCGGGGGUGACCCCCUACCUGUCGCCCUCCAUCUGCAGCGUGCUGGAGCUCAUCGAGCCGGAGGUGGUGUACGCGGGCUACGACAACACCCAGCCGGACACCACCGACCACCUGCUGUCCAGCCUCAACCAGCUGGCAGGGAAGCAGAUGAUUCGGGUCGUCAAGUGGGCCAAAGUGCUUCCAGGUUUCCGAAGUCUGCCCAUCGAGGACCAGAUCACCCUCAUCCAGUACUCCUGGAUGUGUCUGUCCUCCUUUGCACUCAGCUGGCGAUCCUACAAACACACCAACGGCCAGAUGCUUUACUUCGCCCCGGAUCUGAUUUUCAAUGAGGAGCGCAUGCAGCAGUCGGCCAUGUACGACCUGUGCCUCGGCAUGCGUCAGGUCAGCCAGGACUUCAUGCGGCUGCAGCUGACCUAUGACGAGUACCUGGCCAUGAAAGUGCUCCUGCUGCUCAGCACUGUUCCCAAAGAUGGUCUGAAGAACCAGGCGGCAUUUGAGGAGAUGAGAGUUAACUACAUCAAGGAGCUGCGGAGGUCAGUGGGAAAGGCCACGAACAACUCGGGCCAGACGUGGCAGCGGUUCUUCCAGUUGACCAAGUUACUGGACGCCAUGCAUGACCUGGUGGGAAACCUUCUAGACUUCUGCUUCUACACCUUCCGGGAGUCGCAGGCCCUGAAGGUGGAGUUUCCUGACAUGCUGGUGGAGAUCAUUAGCGACCAGAUAUCGAAGGUGGAGUCCGGUCUGACGCACACGCUUUACUUUCACAAGAAGUGAAGGAGGGAUGGCACUCGGCUCAGAUAAGAGGGAGAGAGAAAGUGGGGUCUCGGCCGGAAGUGGGCCACCCUCGACCCCGUGCACUCGUGGAUGGAAUGGGAAGGGGGAGGGGGGGGGAGGAGCACAGAAAGCUUGGAAUGGCAGCGGCAGAAGUGGCAACGGGGCGAUUGCCUGAAAAGGAUGAAGCGCUUGUGACGCACUUUGACACGACGGAGCAGACCCGUACCCCCAAAGACGGUGACAAAGACGGCGGUGACGGCACCUCCUGAUGGAUACUAAGCCAUACGUCUGUUGGGUCAAACCACACACCUUCACGGCCAUGCGGACAUGUGCCCUCACACCAAUGGGGGGGAAAAAAACUGUUUUUCACACAGUAUGGCUACCUUUACAAACGAAAUCAAACAGAAGCCAUCCCUUCGCAGUACGUUGGUCGUCGUGUCAACACUGCAAACAAAAACACUUUAAUUAAAGAAGGAGGUGCCAUCUUCUGCAUCUAGGAAACGUCCUGGACGUGAGGUUAAUAUUGAUAUCUCAGCAUCUGCAAGGGCUAUAGGAGUUCAACCAUAAAUUGGAAAGUAGCAUAAAAACAAUAUGUAAAAGUAAUCUGAUAAGUAUAUAUUAUAAAUAUAUAUUCACAAAAAAAAACACCUUUGUGCAUAAGCAUCAAACACCAAUCAAGCUUUUACUGAUAUGCAAGAUAGAAAUAAUCAGAUUAAUUGUUUUUAGUGGGAAGAUGCUCUGUACAGGAAAUUGGGGACUGGGGAAGCUUCAGCGUACUGGUGGGCUGUGGAGCUGCUGAUGCUGGACUUCACACACAAAUAUGCAUUAAGGAAUGCUGGGAAUCAUUUUGGUCCAAAACCUCCGCUGGACGACAUGCAGAAGACCAGAAUCUCGGUUUGACUUGGUUCUGUUUGCAAUAUGGCGUUAACUGUUUCUUUUUCCCCUUGAUAGGAUGUGUGACUGUAAUAUACUCAAAUCUUUCCCAUAAUUUGUCUGCCAUUAAUUUUACAUCUGUUUAUAGUCAUAAGGUCGAUUACUCAUUCUCUUAAACCAGCUUUUUGUAAAAAACAGUAAGUACACUUUAUUUCAGGGUUCCAGCCAAAAACUAGGAAUGCAUCGCAACGGUUUUUUAAAAUCACAUCUAACAGAUAAACCUUUUUUUCAAACAGGGUGGUGCUUUUUAUUAUAAUGUAAAGCUUGCUGCAUACAGACUGACUGUGGGUCUUGUGCGCUGCACGCGACAAUUUACACCGAGUUUUUACAAUGAGCAGAAACAUUUGUACUGGAACCUAAAAAUAAAGUUGAAAACAUAAAUUUGUCUACUUUAACGCUGAGUAAAGAGUAGGAAUAUACUUACCUGGCAGAAGUAAAUUGCAUUGUGUUAAAUAACAUUUUUAGAUUCUAUACUAAAUAAGCUUACAGUACCCAGUAAGGUAACAGACGGUGACUGAUAUGUCAGUCAACUUAUUUCUUUUUUCAGUAUUUUCACAUCACUUUAUGUUCAUUGGGCUAAUUCUGUAGGUUUGGACCAUUUUGUAAUUGAUAUUUUAUCCAUAUAAAAUAUAGUAUUGGAGAUCCCUUUUCGACGAGGCAAUAAUAGCGGACGCCUAAUACCGUACGGUAAACACAGGGCCAACUGCUCCGAGUUGGCAGGGCGGUUGACGUGGCGGGAUCCGAGAAAAGGAGCGGCAGUGACAGACAUCGCAGGGCGAUUUCCCCGUCGUCACUCACAGGAUAUACCUACAUUCUAACUGCCCACCUUAGAUUUGCACAGAAGAUUAUAUGUGACGUUAGAGGCAUUAAUUAAUUACUAGCUUUGCUGCGUGGCUGAAAAAGAGAUACGAAAGGUUAGAAGCAGCUCGGUUUCUACCCUUAUAAUUUGCUUUAUCGUAUCACAAUGAGGUGCUUUGUGUGUGCGCGUUUUUUUUUUUUUUUGUUCCCUGCACAAGGCCUUUGGCAGAAUUGUGACGUGCACAUUGAGAACAGCCUCCAUUUUGUGACCUGUGCCCUUUACGUACAUUUUCUUGCGUGAGAACAUUUUUGAAGGACCUGAAUCAAGCUGUAAGAAGUUUCUUUUGAUUCCCCUUUUCUUUCCAUUUUUAUAUAUAUAUAUAUAAAGUAGAAUUAAUGUUAAUGGUUCUUAGGAAGAAUGGGAAAGUAUUUUUGGAAGAAUUAUAUUUUGCUGGAAACAAUAUUUAAGUACUUUGUCUAGGAAAAAAAAAAAUUUUUGUAAAGUGAAAUGUUUAUGCAUGCUUAUUGAAGAGAUGUUUACAGUGUAUUUAAGAAGGGAAAUUUGUGCCUUUUUAUCUCAUAAUUUACCAUUUUACAGUAUGUUGUAAAUAAGUGAGUCAUUAUAUUGAGUAGUAUAUUUCAUUUCUUUUGUUGGAUGUUACUGUAUGUUAAUGUGGGCCCCAAAACAUGCCCAGAUUUAGACUAUCGUGGUCUUUGGAGUUGGUACCAGAAUUGGAGAAGUCAGAAUCGUUUGGCAAACCUAAUGAAUGUACAAAAACGAAAGAAAUACCAAACUACCUGAGUGUUAGAUUUUUAAAGAUGUCUGCUAAAAAAAAAUACAUGGUUUUUAAUGCUCAUUUAUUUCGAUGAGACCGUUAAUUGGCAAAGCCAAUUAUCUCUGUUAAGAGAAAAGAAAAACAGAAAAACAAUGGUUUGAGCUGAAGCCGAUAAUUUGUCCCUUGAUGAAACUUGAUUUAAAAGAAAUAUGUUGAAGUCUAAUUAACAACUGGUUCAUUCAAUAGCUAUAAACACAAUUUACUUGACAGUGUACCUAUUAGGAUUCUGCUGUUAGAAUACGGAAUGUGACCAGUUGAGAGAAAAAUCGGCAGUUUACAGUAGUGACAGACUGAUCGGGAUCCCAAUUCUGCCGAGAUUUUAUUCUGGAGAUGGUAAGCAGGGAAAGGGAGAUGUCACUACGGAAACCAUAAAAGAUAUACUUUUUUUUUUAGCGUUUCUAUCUUGGUCUCGGAUUAUUUUAGCAAAAGCUCAAGUGAGAGCUCAGCCUUACGGGUGUCUGUAUCUCGGAGGCUGGACUUGAAGGGUGUACUCUGCAGAAAACAGUCUAUUUCUGACGGCUUGUCCCGAAUCCAGGCUUAGAGGGACUUUGCACAUGAGGGUUAAGAAGCAGUGAAGUAGUGCUUUUUUUUUGUUUUAAAUUAAAAGGCCGGAUAUCAGGCAUCCCUUCCUGUUCAGUUUAUGAGCGUCUUUUCGCUGUUCCAGACUUACUUUUGUCCACGCCAUCUGAUUACUUAGCAAGCUGUCUUGCACAGAGACAUUUUAUGAUCUUGCUUGUCCAGCUACAAGCCUAUGCACCUGUAUUUUCACAGUGCAAUUUAAAUCUGUACAGUUAAAGAUAUGUAGCUUCGAAAAGGUAUUUUGACAGUUGUGCAUAAAAAAACAAAAAAAAGUGACUUCACUUCAUACUAUUUCUGUGCAAUGCAAGUAUUUUAGUUGUUUAUCAAUCAUAAGGUUUUAUCCUUUUUGAUAUAAAAUCUAAUUGGUUAAAACUGGAGCUAAUGUGUUUUCACUACUGUAUAAAUUAAUCCAGAGUAGAGCAAUUAAGCCAUAUCCCUAACAGUUCCCUGUGUUUCUGUUACUAGUUGAUUUUUUUUUGUCGUUUUUAAUCCAAUGCUUUGUACAAUAUUUGUCUGCAAAUAUUCACAGUACAUUUCAUACUUCAUUAUUAAAAAAUGCAAAACGAUUAGUUCCUACCAACUUACUGUAUAUCUUGAAGCAAAUAUUGCUUUAAUUGUAUUUGCAAAAAAAAAAAACCAGUGAGGGAUUCUAAUAAACCCUUUAACAAAA
Paramormyrops kingsleyae is the source of this 6747-nucleotide messenger RNA. Lineage: Eukaryota; Metazoa; Chordata; Actinopteri; Osteoglossiformes; Mormyridae. The record is from RefSeq and is a predicted model, not a curated record.